AACCGAAAUAACAAAAUUGAUCGCUUUUCUCCAAUGGAAGACUGCGCUGUGCUGAUUGUAAAGCUUAUUUACUGAGAUUUCGUAGCUUUCCGUGGCAAGUUUUCAUAUUUUUUCAUACAAAACAGACCUUCAAUUCAUCAAGAAUCGGAUAAUGAGAAAUUGGUGAAGAAAUGGAAGCGUACGCAGGAGGUCGGCAGAAAACCAACCAGGACAACUUCGAUGACCUGGACCUGGACCUAGAGAAGCCACAGAAGAAGAAAUUCGUGCGCAGCCAGCUUGGCGAUGCCGAGGAACUCGAGGACAAUGACCUGCGACUGAAACUGCUCGCCCCUACAGGCCAGAAGAAAGGGGCGGCAAUCAAAAUUAACUUGCACACAAAUAGCAAACCUUUAGCUGAAACGAGGCCAAAUGCUCCUCCCCCUGCUCGGGCCUUUCCUCUUCCAGGUUUCAUACCCAUUGGUACCCCGCCAGCAAGAUUUCCCAACCCUUCCAUGGGUAGCCCUAGUUUUGGACUGCCUUUCAACCUUUCUGUUCCUCCAGGGGCUUUGCCGACUCCAGCUAUAGCCACACCUGGUCCUUCCCCUGCAGAAAAAGCUUUGGCAGAACAAACAAAACAGGAAGCGCAGCAGAAAUUUGUUUCUGCCGCUGAAAAGCAAAAGGAGUUACAGAAGGCCCUCGGAAUUGAGAUAUCGCACGAGGCAGGGCCAGGCCGAUAUUCUUACAGAGGACCCCUCUACAAGAAGACCACAGGCAAAAACGCACACCUAUAUUCUUGCCAUGUGUGCCAACUCAAGGUCCUUGAUAAUGACAUCGUCAACCACAACAAUGGCAAAAAACACAAAGCAAAUAUGAUUGCCAUCAAUAUAAUUGAUUACAGGAGGGAGCAAGAAACUGCUCAUCUUGAUGAACCUGCAGUUCCUGGCAUGGAAAUGGAAAUGCGGCGAGUGCCAUUGUGCCAAACUAUGCUGGAUAAGUUUACUGAUUCGCCCAUAAUUGGGCUUGAGUAUUUGGUCGAGUUAAUGGACGACGAUGUAGAAAAUUGUCAUGUUGUGUGUUUCUUAUGCGAUAAGCGAGGUGAAAACCUAAUGCAAAAUGUGCGACAAAACAUUAUUUCGCACAUGAUUGGCACUGCUCACCGUAUGAACUAUCUGAAGCGACAUUUUGCAAAAGCACAUGAAGCUCUUCUCUUAGUUCAAAACAGCAAAGAUCUGAAACUAGAAAUGGGGCGCUUUGUUCGCACUGUUGUUGAGAGCAUUGAAAGGGAAUAUGGACGACUGAAGCCCAUGCUAGUUCUUGGCCGCACCUUCCGAGCAAAAUGCGAGGAAUACAAAGAGGCAACCAACAAGCAAAGGCAUUUUUGUGAAACUCCGAGCAAAACUUUUGUUGAGCUUGUUGGCGUUCCGAGAAGGGAGCCAUCUGUUGAGAGCUUGGAUCGUAGCCCGAGAAGUCCUGGUCGGAGGGAAAGAAGAGGAAGGAGUCGAAGUCCUAUCCCAAGUGCAAGAAGUCGAAGCCCUCGGUCAAGGGCAAGAAGUCGAAGUCCAAGACCGAGUGCAAGAAGUCGUAGUCCUGGCUUGAGAUUGAGAAGUCCUGAAAGCCACUGGAACCCCAGUCCUGUGCAAGGCAGAAGUUCGAGUCCAGGUAGACGGAGGAGUCCCAUUCGAAGGCGAGGCCAGUCAUACAGAAAAAAUACUUCUAAAAGUGACAGCAUUUCACCUGAGGGUGGGUCUAGCCGGAUGUCUCCAUUUGAUGAAAGACUUCAACAGAAUAGUCAUCCACCUCCACCAGUGCGUGAAGAAGAAGAAUCUGGCCAAGAAGUUGUAGAGAUUCUUCCCAAAAAAGCUAAUGGCAAAACGCUGAACAUAAAUGACGCACUUCGAGACACAACACCAAUCUCCAACUCUGGUUCUGACAUGUCCUUGUCACCUGAACCAGUCUCUCCAGGAAGACACAUUUCCCCAGUCGGGAUCAGACAGUCUAAUCGAGACAGGUUGCCCAAACUAGAUAAUUUUGGUAGGGAAGUGAGCCGAAGGCAAGAGUAUGGGAAACGAUCUCGCUCCCCAGACAGCAGACGUGCGCAUCAGAGUAGAAGGCAUUCACGUAGUCCACGCAGAAAUCGUAGGUCUUUGUCAUGUAGCCCUAUUUCAAGCAGGAGUGGUUCGCGCUCACCCCGCCCUAGGUCUCGCUUGUCCGACUCUAGGAGCACAAAGACAAUGAGUAUUCGGGAAAAGUGGGAUCUGUUCAAAAGUGAGUGUGAUGAGAUAGAGAGGGAAAUCAAGAAAAAGCGGCGCCACUAUCAGACCCAGCCUGAGAAGCAUCCAGCUUACAACGAGGAGUGGAAGAUUUUCUGGAACAAGAAGCAGCAAGAAGUAAAAGAAAGUGGCAGGAAUCCGGCCAAGUAUGACUACACACCAGAGUGGAAAAUCUUCUGGAAUGAGAGGGUGGAGGAGUUGUACAUUCAUGAGCUCCAAGACCACAAGAGAGAGUUGAGGAGAAAGUUGGGUUUCACUGAAGAAGAAGGCCUCAGACCUAGAUCCUCUAAGGGUUCAAAGUCUGCUUCUAAAGGAGGGUCUGUGUCAGACAUCAAAGAUACCUGGAAGGCCCUGACAGGUGGUGACAUCAAAGGUGAGCCCAAGCCAGAGCCAAAACCUAUUAAGCCUGACUACCGAACAGUUUUGGGAAUGUUGAGACAUUUGACAGCCUUGGAGCCUCAGCUUGGUUCACUUGGCCCAACAGUCAACAAACUCCUCGGAAGAGCUCUGGCAAUGGAAAAGGUAAAAAAGGAUUCUUCAGAGGACAUUCUCUUAGAGAUCGAGAACACCGUGAUGCUUGAAACGAUCAAGGAAAAGUUCAGGGGCCAACUGAUGGCAGGCAUCGUUGAGCGAUUUAACGUUGGCGCCACAAAGAAUGCCAUCAACAACAUUGGAUGGCUACUUGAUCAUGCCCCACCACCUGUUAUCAAGGAACAGAUCCAGAAAGCAGAAGAGGCACCAAAGGUAGCUGCUGCCGAAAAAAUUAUCACUUCAAACGUUCUGGCUCCAGCAAGUACUGCAAAGGCUACAGAACCCAAGAAGGAGGCCGUCUCUGUGCCAGGUGUGGGAAAUAUUGACAGGAACGCCAUUGCGUUGCAGAUCGCCAGCGCACUUCUGGCGCAAGGUAAGACUGACAUCACCAACGACGAGCUGGAGCAGUUGGUCGAAGCAGUAGUGGGGAUGGCCCAGAAAAAGAAUGAAGAAGCCUCGGAGAAGGAGAAGAAAAAAGAGGAAGAGCAAAUGGCCAAGAUGGAGGAACUGGUGGUCGUCCCUGAUGAUGAGGUGAACACGGCAGACAUGUCCGAAGAUGACCUCAUCUCAUGUCUAAAGAUUUUUGAGUUUUUACCUGAGCAUGAAAAACAUUCGAUCAUUAUGCAGCUUCAGCGCCUGGAAGAAACGGACCCUGAAAAGGUCAAGGAACUGCGGAAGUACGUAAACGCAGGUACUGAAAUGAAUUCACAAAAUCAGCUUUUUGGUAAAAUUGACUCUGACGAGGAGGACUACUUGGACUCCGAUGUGCUUAAUGCUGCCAAGAAAAAUGUUGAGCAGCAGAUCAAGCCGAAAGCUGCCGAUGCGAAGACUGUGAAAGAAGCCACUGACUCCAUGAUGGCUGGUUUGAUGGACAAGCGGCCGGACAGGAGGUCUGAGACCAUCAACACCGAAUUGCCACUUCCACCAAUUGGGGACAUGCCCUCCACCGCUCCUGUCACUCGGCCGACUAUGUCUUCCUCCUCUCAAAAUGUAGAUCAGUACUUUGGCUUCAAUCAACCUCCAUCGCAGCCGACACAGCCGCAGCUCAAUUCAUUCCAGCAGUAUCCACCCUAUCCACCAUAUGGUGGUCAGCCCUAUGGCUACUACCCUCAGCAGAAUUGGGCUCUUGGUGUAACGAGGCCCAGUGGACCUCAACGAAACCUUGUGUCUGUGCCCUUGCAAUCUGCAAUGCAAGCCCCUGUAAGCGCAAAUACUGUUGGAGCAGUUUCCAGACUGACCUCCAAACAAAAUCCUGCUUUGAUUCACUUGACGGGCCAGCGCUAACUCUGGCGCAAGUGAAAAGAAAUUUUAGAGCUAUAAUGACUAACAUAACUCUGUCUCUUUUUACUUCCUGAUUUCAAUAAAACCGUCUGCUUAGUAUCUCUUCA
This is a messenger RNA of Neocloeon triangulifer, 4168 nucleotides long. RefSeq lists its product as uncharacterized. The transcript has 11 exons. Lineage: Eukaryota; Metazoa; Arthropoda; Insecta; Ephemeroptera; Baetidae. The record is from RefSeq and is a predicted model, not a curated record. The coding region runs from base 171 to 4064 and encodes 1297 amino acids.